CCGUGAUCCAGAACGUGAUGGCCAAGGCCCAGGAAGUCGACACCACCGCUCCCAAACGGCCGGGGAAUGCGGGACAGUUGCAGCAGGCUCCCGUUCGACAGUUUUUCGAGCCUUCUUCAGCUCUGUGCGGCAUCUGCCGGGCUGCAGACGUGAGCGGUCGAGACGGUCAGGUGGGGAGGUGUUGCACCGGAUGCCAGCUCCUCGUCUGUUAUUCCUGUUCCACCGAGUUCCUCAACAUGGAUGGCAGGAUAUCAGACAUCCCAUUCUGAACGCUUUGAACAAAGUGGAUCGUCGCAGUUUGGCAAUGUAAAGCAUGCAGUGGAUGAGAAAUUGAGUAGUCCGCUGAUAGAGGAACCCGAGGAGGAAGUGGAAUGUUCGUCAGACGAAGGUAGUGAUGGGCAGGAAACUCCGUCCCCGAGCACCAUCCCUCCGAUGGACGUAUAUACGAUCCCGGAAGACGAGGAUGAACCUGCGAGCCCGACUGCACCGGAUGGGGUGACCAGCCUCCGCAGGAAAGAUCUGAGGCAGCAGUCUGCGACUCAGAUGCCAUUCGAACAACCCUCAGCCCAACAACAGAGCCUUCUGCAGUUGGCCGAUCAGUCUUUCCAGUUGAAGCAAAGUCUUCAGCACCGGCUGGCAGACUUUCAACAACAACCUAACAUCGAGCAGUCCAGCUAUCAGCAGGGAGAGAAACGUGUACAGCAAAACGGUGCCAUAACGAUGCCUGGUUCGGUUCAACACCAAGUUCAGCAGUCCGUUACGUCAGGAACGCAGCAGAAUCCUCAGGCCAACGGCCAGAUGUCUCAAACAAGUCAAGAUUGGCCGCUGAGACUGGAUGCUGCCAGAGUAGAUCAGCACAGACAAACGAGCACGAAUUUAUCAAACGCUUCUGGUGCGACGGGUAUUGCAGAAUCCAGUGCUGCCUUCACGGGGAUGUCUCCCCCAUCCAGACCGCUCAGUCGAGAAGAGCUCUACGGCGUUCAGGGUCCUCAACAACCCGUCGGUCAACCCAGGCCUCGACCGUUCUCCCCGGACGAGAUGGGACGGCACGAAAUCUUCACCACCUCAGGGACUCACAAGCCUCUCCAGAUGCCUUCCACCAGGCCUUACGAGGUUAGGAAAGGGCCAAUGAAAGGGAAACCAGAAACGGGGGAAUGGUCACCUCUCAUGGAUUUGUCCCCCAUCAUGGACGUGUCUCCGUCGCUGGAAGCGGCCGAGCAAGAAAUCAUGCAGCAUUUCAGGGCCGAGGGAGGUCAGGGGAGAGGGAUGACAUGGAAAGGGUUCCCUGCGACAUCUCGAUCGGGCACGUCGACGACGACUACCGUACCUGUCACGACGUCUGCAACCGGUGGAACGAGCAGCACCAUAUCAGGAAUGUUGACCGAUUUCUCCAGAGCCCUAAGAUUGGGAGGUUCGAAGCAGGACGAAGGGAAGCAGCAACAACAGCAAUCGAUACCGAAGCAAGGCCUUCCAUGGACCCAAGCGGGACUAGCAUCUCAGCCAUAUCAGCAGCCUUCCACUGUAUCAAGCACAUAUCCCAUGAAUCAACCGAACGUGCCGAAUCGAAUGCCUCAGACUAACCACAACAGCCAACCAGGAAAGAUGAUGCAGCCCUUCCAAGGACAAUAUGCCCAACCGGGAUCUUUCUCUUCGGUCGUUCCUCAACAACGGUUUACCUCGUCACAGCAGGCACAACAGAUGCAACCACAACAGAUGCAACAGCAACAGAUGCAACCACAGCAAAUGCAAUUGCAACAGAUGCAACCCCAACAAAUGCAGUCACAACAGAUGCAACCUCCUUACGAUCGGCAACAAGUGCAGCCCUCUAUGGGGUACUCUCAGCAAGGAACACAGAUGAUGAAGCAACCGCAACAGACACAGCAGAUGACCGGUGCUCCUCAAUACGUUCAAGCUGGUCAAGAACAGCGUUCCCCGGGAGUGCAGUCAGUCAUACCGAUGCAACAACAGCAGUAUGUGUCACAGCAACAGCCACCUCCUCCGUACAGUCAGCAGCAACAACAGCACAACCGGCUCUAUCUCAGGCUCAAAUCUUUCCUCAGCAACAGCAGCAACAGAAGGGAUUCCCAGCCCCUCUUCAGCAACCUCCUCUGUGCCAACAACCGUACCAGCAACUCCAAUCACAGCUAUUCCAACAACCUUCUGCCCUUCAAUCGCAGCAAAGAACACCUCUUCCGGGAGUAUUCCAGAUGGAUCCAAAUGUGUUAUCAGGCCAGCUACCAGGGAGGCGAUCGCAACUACAAUGGCUUCCUGGUUCCCAAUCCAAAAGAGAGCUUCCGUUCCAACCUGAAGGGGCAGCAUCAUCCAGUAGUUCCCUUGACGAUACUGAGACCUCCGAGUUCGUCGACGCGAUCCACCUCUCCGAUCCCAGCUGCAGCAACCAUACAACAGGCACAACUGGCUUCGUCACAGAUCAAGUCGGGGACGAUCCCAGUGUCGGUGGUUGCUGCCGAUUCCAUCGACCCCGUUCAAGCCUUCAAUCAACUGUCCCUACUGACCGGUACUCCAGGCACACCGGGGAGCCUGCCAGGUGAUUCCUCGGACACCCUCAGCGAAACGGACUCCCAGAAGAGCCUGCGUUCCCGGAGACGACUUCCCAACAUUCCUCCGGACCAAGAGGCCAUUCCCCUUCCGACUUCACGCAAGAAGGAGCGGAUCAACGAUCGCCUCUUAAGCAACGAGACGAGAUGUUACGAAACGAGUACGUGCAUGACAGGUGCUACGGUGGCGAGCAGCAGCGGACUGAAAGGAGACGCUCUGUCGUCCAGGAUCCUGGACGAUCCGUUCCGACGCUCCCUCGCCGCGUGUCUUCCCCCCGACCUCCACCAUCUCCUGGACCCUUCCCCUAACAAAUCCUCGCUGUCUGCCUCCCUACAGAACAUCAAGGCCCAAAUGAGAGACGAAUUGAGGACGACACCCGGUGACCGCUGGAAGAGUCUCGAUAGCCUCGAACAGAUCAAACAAGAAAGACGGUUCCGGAGUUACCGCCGCCAGCUUUCGGAUCCUCGAAUCUACACCGAGGAUUUCACGUCGUCCUAUGCCAAGGUGAAUUACCGUGUUCCACGCGAGUGCACGAUCGACCUCGUCCUGCUAAAUCCCGGUGGUUAUUUGGCUGGUCGUAUGAAGGCUCUCGAAUACGAAUCCAUGGACGAGAGACUGAGAAAGCCCUACGGAGUCAGGUCUCUACAUCGACGAAGCCCUGGCUACGGCUUACUGCGAGAAACGAGCAUUUCUUCGGCGGCUCCCAUCUCGGGGUUCGAAUCCGACGACGAAUUCUUCUCGCGGAGAUAUCGCUAUCCGGGAACGAGACCGACUCUAGUGAGAAGAAACAGCGAAGGAGCGAGAGAGGAAAUGUGGGGCUGGAUGAGCGAAGGGGAAAGCUCCUCGUUUUCUCCUCGGAGAUACCGCCGAUCGCGUCAGCCCCGCUCUUGGCAUCCCAGUCCAUACGGCAGCGACGAGGACGAAGAGGAGGAAGACCUGUUGAGCCGGGAGGAAAAGAAGUCGCGUAUUAAAGCGGAGAUCGCGCGCAGGCGCAGACAGUUGGCCGACACCCAGCGGCUCCACGCGGAGCUGAGCCGCUUGGAGCGGCUCCGCGGAAGCCGGACCGGUGCCGAGAGCGGAUCUUCCUACGGCGGCGGAGGCGUGCUUCGGUCUCUGGAUGAAAUCCUACGCGAAGGUUCCAGCUUGAGUUAUCUUACCGCCGACCCGCCACCGGGUCCGUCUCCGCCGUCUCCUUCCGGCUACCGGUACCCGCAGUACGUGUCCAGCGAAGAGGACCAGAGCAUGGAACGGCUAGCAUCCACGUUCCGAAGCGAGGAUUACACGUCGUCCCUAUACCAGAGACUGAGUGACUUUUCGCCGAUGAGUGACGGCGGCGGAGAGGCGCCUCCACCCCCGAUCUUGGAGAGGAGACAGCCGUUGCAGCACCGUACAGGCAAGUAUGAGCCACCCGUCAGCAGACAGCUACGAUUCAAGUGA
Darwinula stevensoni is the source of this 3996-nucleotide messenger RNA. Lineage: Eukaryota; Metazoa; Arthropoda; Ostracoda; Podocopida; Darwinulidae. The record is from the annotation of a GenBank genome assembly.